AUGCACACCAAGGAACAGAUCCUGGAGCUGCUGGUGUUGGAGCAAUUCCAUCCUGCCCCAGGAGCUCCUGUCUCAGAUGGUGGUGUGAGGACUGAGAACUUGACAUUUGACGUGAAGCAGGAACCUUGGGAAGGAACAGAACCAUAUAGGGAGGGGUCUGGUGGACAUCUUGAAACUAUGUCUCAGCAUGCCAAAUACAGAGGAGACCAUGAGCCUAGUGGAAGUUUGGAAAUGCAGGAUGGGGAUGCCACAAGUGAAAAAACAUAUGAAUGUGAUGAAUGUAAGAAAACCUUCACCUGGAUAAGAGGCCUUCAGAUGCAUAGGAGGAGCCACUCUGGGGUGAAACUGUACCCGGAUACAGAAUGUGGAAAGGCUUUCAUCAGACAUGCAGAACUUACGCAGCAUCGGGGGCUUCAUAGCAAGGAAGAGCCUUAUAACUGUAAAAGAAAACUCUAUGAAUGUAAAGUAUGUGGGAAAGCCUUCACUCAGUAUGCAGGCCUUAACCAACACCGAAGAAUCCACACUGGAGAGAAGCCUUUUGAAAGUCCUGUAUGUGGACGAGCCUUUAGCCGGAGCUCAGAACUUAUAAUCCAUCACAGAAUUCACUCAGGGGAAAAGCCCUAUGAAUGUGUGGAGUGUGGAAAAACCUUUAGAGUGAACUCAACCCUGAUCAUACAUCAGAGAAGCCACACUGGGGAGAAGCCCUAUAAAUGUGAAGAGUGUGGUGAUGCCUUCAGUCAGCACUCAGGCCUUAAUAAACACAAGUUAGGAGGGAAGCACGGGGACCCUCCCAAACCAAGAAAGUAUACGUGUGAUGAGUGUGGGAAGACCUUUACUCAGGUAACUGGCCUGAGGAACCACAGAAGAUUCCACACUGGGGAUAAGACCUACCAGUGUCCUGAGUGUGGCAAGGCCUUCACGAGGGGAGGGCAUCUCAUUGAACAUCAGGGGAUUCACAAUAAGGAGAAGCCUUACCAAUGUAAAGAGUGUGGCAAAGCCUUCAGUCAGAAGACAGGUCUUAGUCAUCAUCUUACAAUCCACACAGGAGAGAAACCUUUUGAAUGUUCUGAAUGUGGGCAAGCCUUCAGCUGUAAGUCAAAUCUUAAUAAGCAUAAGAGAGUCCACUCUGAGGAAAAAUCCUAUAAAUGUGAAGAGUGUGGGAAGGCCUACAGGCAGAGAGCCACGCUGAUCCAGCAUCAGAGAGGCCACAUUGUGCCAGGCCCCAGCAACAGGGUGAAUGAGGUAGAGCCCACAGUGGAAGCUCAGCCCUGAUGAAGCACCAGAGAAUCCCACUAAAAUGACUCCUUGCCCAGAUGUUUGGUGACAACUUCAAGUAGAAUCCAGAAUUCUUUUCUUAACUGAGAUAAAAUGUUCUGUGAACUUCAUUAUUUAAAGAACAUCAGAGAUACCACAUAGAAAAGUUGUUACGAAGAUCAUGUAUGCUGGAAAAGUUGAGAAUGUAAAAAUAAACAUCAACAAGAAGUUUACCU
Messenger RNA from Vicugna pacos (alpaca), 1490 nucleotides. Lineage: Eukaryota; Metazoa; Chordata; Mammalia; Artiodactyla; Camelidae. The record is from RefSeq and is a predicted model, not a curated record.